Molecule: messenger RNA, 2238 nt
Organism: Carassius carassius (crucian carp)
Lineage: Eukaryota; Metazoa; Chordata; Actinopteri; Cypriniformes; Cyprinidae
Product: inhibitor of growth protein 4-like
Exons: 8
Coding region: 173-844 (223 amino acids)
Biological process (GO): positive regulation of apoptotic process; regulation of DNA-templated transcription
Cellular component (GO): nucleus
Source: RefSeq, a predicted model, not a curated record
UCGAUAUACAUCCCCAAUAACAAACCUCUUCCGCGUUCAAAUUGUCCGGCAUGUCUACACGUUUCACAUGCACUUACGGUUUACAAUUAAACGGUCGCUGAACGACACAAAACAGCGCUAAUAAAGACGCAUAGAGAAUCUGCCUUUUGAACUGCAGAGGAACUUCCAGCUGAUGCGAGAUCUGGACCAGAGGACAGAGGAUCUUAAAGGGCAGAUUGAUUCUCUGGCUCGUGAAUACACAGCCAACACUCGGACGUUGUCCUCUGAACAGAAGCUCUCGCUGUUAAGACAGAUCCAGCAGUCUUAUGGGAAGUGUAAAGAGUUUGGAGAUGACAAGGUCCAGCUUGCAAUGCAAACUUAUGAGAUGGUGGACAAGCAUAUCCGAAGGUUGGAUACAGACCUGGCUCGCUUUGAGGCCGACCUCAAGGAGAAACAGAUAGAAAGCACAGAUUAUGACUCUACCUCCAGCAAGGGCAACAAGAGUGACCAUCGAGGACCCAAGAAGAAGGAGGUGACUCGCACUAGGUCGAAGGUGAAGAACUCUGACGAUGACUGCAGCUCAAAGAGCGGACAGAAGAAGGUCAAACUCACACAAAGCUCUGAGUUUCCAGCACCGACGGUGAACUUUGGGAACGUACACCCCUCGGAUGUGUUGGAUAUGCCAGUGGACCCCAAUGAGCCCACCUAUUGCCUCUGCCAUCAGGUUUCAUACGGAGAGAUGAUUGGCUGUGACAAUACAGACUGUUCUAUUGAGUGGUUCCACUUUGCCUGUGUGGGUCUGACCACCAAGCCCAGGGGGAAAUGGUACUGCCCAAGAUGUUCACAGGAGCGGAAGAAAAAAUGAACAUGCAGAACAAGAGAAUUCACAGAGAGGGAGGUAAAGGCAGGCGCAAGGGCCCUCCAUAGACACUAAUAUAGAUCCACUCUCUACUUAAUCUGGUGCUUGUCGUCCUCUUUUCCAUCUUCACAUCCCUCUCUCAGCCAGACAGUAAGAAGGGAUGAUGGGUGAAGAUGAAGGAGGUGUAGUUUUUAAUUUAUGUGCUCAGUAAUGAAGAUGACUUUUGUUAUGGAGUAUUUUUUUGGUUCUGCAUUUUUUUUUAUAUAUAAAUUCUUAUAUUUUCAAUUUGGUUAUUUGGAUUUUCUUUUUUACAACUCAUUUUAAACACACGCACUCGGCAGUCAGGGAGCAUAUCAGGAGAUCUCACCGUUCUUUCUUACACUUGUGAAUCCAGGUGGUCUCAGACUGGAUAAUUGAUGUCAGUAUCCUUCUCAGACGGGAUCAUUUCCUGCUAAAUCUCAUUUUUGCCUUUUAACAGACAAAAAGUUGAACAGGUCCCAGAUCAAACUUGAAACUGAUCCCGUAUCUAACUUUUCUAAUUUCAAUGUUCACAAAAGGGCAAAUUAUCAACUUACCUCACCAAACCUGAGAUGUUUAUUUGACAAACCAGCAAUUUUGAAAAAAUAGCUGCUCAAUAGGAUUAUUUAACUAGAUUUUUACACCUGCUCAACCUUUCCACUCACUCUCUUUGUCUUACAUUCACAAAUCCUGCACUUGGAAGACCACCACUUCACUUCAGGUCCAUUCCAUAGCUGUAGAUUUCAAUGCAUUGACAUUAUUUGGUGCUUAUGGUCACACACUACUUGGAUCGUAUUAAAUCGUUGUAUAAUCCAGACUGUUAAAAGCAUUAUCUCAGCAUGUAACAUUAUUCAGUUGAAUUGCUCUGACACCUGGUCAUUAAAUGCAUUUGGUGUUUUCUUUUGUAUGAAUUAACUCUAGUAUUGCUGUGAGCUCAGCAACAGGGUUCUUUGCGACUGGAUUUGGGUGCUUAUGAAUAUAUUAAAGUAAUGUGUAUGGUUUGGUUAAAUGUGUGAAAUAACACAGCAUCGCUUACAAUUGUUCUCCGUCAUUGUGCUAAAGCAGUUUGAUACAUUUUGCGAGAUGUUGGAAUCAAAUGUGUUGAUAUCAACUUGUAUUUAAGGUCCAGUUGUUUUAAUAAAAUAAUUACAGGUAUGUCAGACAGUGCAAACGGUUUUAAAACCUGGUGCUACACAGUGAUUGUUGCCAGUUCUAAAUGAUUCUGAUGUCUGGUGUACGAUGAAGGGAUUGUGGCAUGUGUUUUUUGCCUUUGUCAUGUUGCUUUGUGAUUUGAUUGUUCCAGAUAUUAAGUACUUUACUAAUGUCAGAUAUUGGGUCUGGUGUCUUCCAUGCUCAUUGAACAAUGCCUGAUUCUGAAAGCA